GAGAUGUCCCCCUAGUGUGCGUUCGUGUCUCGUGGCCGCGUGAAACUCCCGGAACAGUGGAAAGUGAAAUCUCCGAAGUGAACCGAAGUGGAAUGCGGUAGCCAUUGUUGGAUAUCCGAAGCGAUCGUUACAUUCUCAGUGCCGAGUCUAAGAAACCGUCGUGUAAAAAUCAUCCCCGUUGAGUGUUGCGAAAAAAAAAAACAUAAUUGGAGUUGAAAAAAAAAUUCAAUCCACAAGUCCAUCCCUUUAGCAGUGACCACUACCAAUCGUUUGAUUAUAAAAUAGUGAAAAUAUCUUGUUACUCGUGUUGAUUGGUUGUUAAAUACCCGAGGCGUCAUGCUAGUGAACUGAAACGUUACCACGGCGUUACACGAGUGAGACAGACGCAUUGUAAAAGUGAGUGGUUGUGACAACGGUGGGAGAAACAACUUCGGGGUCGGCCAUAAUACCCAAACGGACCAACCAAACUCAUCAAGGGAGAAAGCGCUGAAUUAUUUCACCAAGGCGUUGUGCUUGUGUGUGUUACAACAAUUGUCAAUAGCCAUUUCAUUGAUCAGUGGAUUAUUAUUUGUCGAUUGAUCAACGUGGAUUUUUAAUGGAGUUAUUCAGCAGAUGUUGGGAAUUCCGGGUGGAGUACUGGGGUUAACCAUCAGAUUAGGGCUGACAUAGCAAGUAACUACCUUCUGGUAGGAUAUUACUUGUUGUUAUGCCUCAACGUGAUCGAGAAUUAGUUGAACUGUCUUCGUAAAAGGAAUUUCAUGUACAACAAUGAUCAGUUGUAUCAUUGUCACAUCAGUUGUUGAUGAAGCCUCGUAGCAUUGAGCAUCAACGUAAAGCAGUUACCUGCUACAUUGCAUUUAUGUACCAUUUAUGUCGGAAAGAAACGAAGCAACCAUGCAGCAGCAGGUGGAUACCAAUUCGCAGAACAACUCCUUAGACGUGGAGGAGCGCGAAAGGCUGUGUAAUAUACCGAAGACAAGCGCCCCUGGCACGACAACAGGAGGUAAAUUUGUACCUGCAAAGACACCACCGCCUCGAGAUGAGCCGGCAGUCGAGCCGGUCAAUGGCAUUGUCCAGCCACCUGUGGUACCACCACCCACGAGGCCAGGAAGAGUUACGAAUCAGCUACAAUUUCUCCAAAAAGCUGUUCUAAAACCGGUAUGGAAGCACCAAUUUGCCUGGCCCUUUCAGCAGCCGGUAGAUGCGAAGAAGCUCAAUCUACCGGACUACCACAAGAUAAUAAAACAACCAAUGGAUCUUGGAACGAUAAAGAAACGCCUGGAGAACACGUACUACUGGUCAGCACGAGAGGCCAUUCAGGACUUCAAUACCAUGUUCAGAAAUUGUUAUGUUUACAACAAGCCUGGGGAGGACGUUGUUGUUAUGGCACAAGCACUCGAAAAACUAUUCCUUACGAAGGUAGCACAAAUGCCUCGAGAGGAGAUAGAGCUUGAGGCACCAGUGACAAAAGGCCCCAAGGGAAAAAAAGUUGGUCGUGUUGCACCGAUGACUGGUCCACCAGCGCCAGGUGCUGUUCCUGGUGCUGUUGCGGGUGUUGGUAGAGGUCGUCCAUCGUCAGGUGCUGCAACAGUUUCAUCGAGUGUACCAAACAGUCUACCACCAACAGCCACAACAACUGGCACAACUGGUGUACUACCAAUGCCACCAAUUGGCACUCAAGCACCACCAACUGUACCUGGUAGCACCAAUACCACGACAAUAGCACCACCAAUGCCAAUAAGUGUAACACCAAUGGCAACUCACAAUUCAUUACCCCAACAAGUUGUACCACCAGCAACUGGUUAUCAUGCACAACCAGCUAUGGAACCACCAACACCACCAGUACAACCAACACCUCAGGUUGCUGCUGCACCAACUGUUCUGCCACCGUCUCAACCAGCUAAACUCAAGAAAGGUGUUAAGAGAAAGGCGGAUACAACAACACCAACGGCUAAUUCAUUUGAACCCAUGUAUCCACCGAUGGAUUCGAAAAUUGCUAAAUUACCAACGAGGAGGGAGUCUGGGAGACAGAUCAAGAAGCCAUCGAGGCAAGCGGAAGACGGCCUUGUGCCAUUCCAUCAGGCCAACAUGCCCCUCAUGGGAGCUAUGGCCCAACAGCCUCAACACGUGGGUGGAAAAUCGAAGGAGAAACUCUCGGAGGCACUGAAGUCCUGCAAUGAAAUCCUGAAGGAGCUCUUUUCAAAGAAACACUCGGGAUACGCGUGGCCAUUCUACAAACCCGUUGACGCCGAGCUACUGGGCCUCCACGAUUACCAUGACAUCAUAAAAAAACCGAUGGAUUUAGGUAGCGUGAAGACGAAAAUGGACAGCAGAGAGUACAAAACAGCUCAAGAAUUUGCUGGUGAUGUCAGACUGAUCUUCACAAAUUGCUACAAAUAUAAUCCACCGGAUCACGACGUUGUGGCAAUGGCCAAGAAACUCCAGGAUGUAUUCGAGAUGAGAUUUGCCAAGGUUCCUGACGAGCCAAUGGGACGAAUGAUGGCGAUGAAGGGUAGCAGCAGUGGUAGCAGUACAUCAGGAUCAGAAUCAUCAUCUGAGACUGAUGACUCUGAGGCUGAGAGGCGAGAGAGGCUUGUUGCACUCCAAAAAGAGCUCAAGGCAAUAUCAGGUCAAAUCGAAAAACUCGUUGAAGAGUCUGAUCGUAAAAAGGGUAAAAAGAAAAAGCCUGAGAAGACGAAACCAAAAUCCCUGAAUCGUGCCCCAAGUAUGGGUAGCCACAGUGGUGCCAUGGAAAAAUUGAUGAAGCCAAAUGUUGGAAUGGCUAAUGUAUCGGACAGUGUCAAUGCCAGUAUAGCUAGUGUUGCAAUGGGUGGUGGUGAUCUUAAACUACCAUCUGGUAUGGCUGUUAAUGUUGGUAUGGGUAUGCCUGAUCAUCAUCAGGGUAUGUCAGCUGGUGGUGGUAAAGCUCAUGCAACAGCAGCUGCCAAUGCUAAACAACCCAAGACUAAGAGUAGAGGUCCUGGCAAAGCAACUGCUCAAAAUGCAGCCCAGAAGAGACCAAAAACAAAUAGCAGAUCAGCUGGUACUAAGAAGAAAAAUGCAACGAGUCAACCACCACCGAUAGCCUUCGACUCUGAGGACGAGGAUAAUGCCAAACCAAUGUCCUACGAUGAGAAGAGACAGUUGUCAUUGGAUAUCAAUAAAUUGCCGGGUGACAAAUUGGGAAGGGUUGUGCAUAUUAUUCAGUCGAGGGAGCCAUCGCUCAGGGACUCGAAUCCUGAUGAGAUUGAAAUUGACUUUGAGACACUCAAGCCGUCGACAUUGAGAGAGCUUGAGAGUUAUGUUGCAUCUUGUUUGAGGAAGAAGGUGCAUAAGAAACUCAGUGGUAAGAGCAAGGACGAGCAGAUGGCUGAGAAGAAGCAGGAGCUCGAGAAGAGGUUGCAGGAUGUCACCGGGCAGUUGGGGAAUGUCAAGAAGCCACCGAAGAAAGAAGAUAGCAGUAAAUCAGCCGACGUGGGUCCAGGUGGUGCCAGUGGUCCAUCCAGACUGUCAGCAUCGAGCAGUAGCAGCAGUGACAGUGAUUCCAGCAGUAGUUCACUAUCAUCUAGCUCCAGUGAUUCGAGCGACAGUGAAGCAGGUAAUUCGACGAAUCGUCCACCUAGAAAGAAACAGAAGAAAACACCUGGUCCUGGAAACCUCACGUUACCGGCGAAUCACACGGGGAACUUAUUGUUGAACAAUCAGACAACCGGAAAUAUAACUGGACUGGUGGUGAAGCCGGUCCUACCGCCAUCCAGCCAAUUAUCGUCGGAUCAAGGGGGUAAUCAAGCGGCCAUAGGGGUGGCAGCAGUGACAGCAGCUCAGGUGAUGCCCGUGGCGAGUCAUGCGUCGAUGCCAGCUCAGCCCCAGAGACAGACAGCCCUGGCAACUCCAGCACCAGCUAAGAAACCCACACCACCACCGCCACCAGCAACAUCCAAUCCACCGACACCAUCGGUUACAGUGCCGACACCACCGCCUUCAGUCACACCAACGAGCAUCAACACUUCAGUUCCUUCACCGGUUGUCUCUCACACACCCCAACCACCAGCCAGCGCUUUUCCACCUGUCAGUGCACCCUCCGAUGGGGCCAUCAGUCAACCCGAUCUAAUGGCGUCUUACAACUCAUUAGCAUCAAUACCGACAACUCAGUCAUCAGUGGAUGCCCCGAACAAUGGAAAAAAGGACUCCCACAUGUCGAUGGUCCAGGGUAUGCACCCAAUGACUCCAAACAACACGAGCAUGAAUAUUCUCCAGGAGAUGAAGAAUUCAGUGAACAUGAUGCCAACAUCUCUUCCCUCAAAUCUCAAUCUCACGGGCCUGAACAUGAGUCUGGGCCUAAAUCUGCAGCAGGGACUUGGCCAGAAUCCCAUGGCCCUGCACAAUCAGCUGGAGAGCAUGCUGAAUCCCCCGAGCAUUCAAAAUUCUCACAACAUGAUGGGAACGUCUCAGCAGCACUCGAAUGGAUACAAGAGAGAGGGAUCACCCCAGAAUUUAUUAAACAACAAUGGAAUACCUGGGAUGAAUCUCGGUAUGGGAAUGGGACCUAUCAGCUCCAUAUUCGAUCCACCCAUGGUCAAUAUGCCCAUGAUUCCUCAACUUCCGGCUAAGAAAGAGGACAAACCGAUCAUUUCGCAGGCGCAAAUGGCACAUAAACCGAUGGAUGCGGGAGCUUUCUUUGCAGAGAUGAGUUCCCUGGUGAUGGCCCCAAUAACGAAUCACUCCAGUGGUCAACUGCCACCCGAGAAGAAAAUGACACCACCGGAUUCAAAAAAUGCAGCUGGCAAUUUUGCCGCUGCAUUCAAAAAUAAAACGGUCGAGCAGAAUGUGAAGAAUGCAUCGUCGUGGUCGUCCCUAGCUCAGGCAUCAAGUCCCCAGUCAACAGCUGGUAGCAGUAUGAAAACAGCAGCCAGAGAUUCAUUUCAGGCAUUUAAAAAGCAGGCCAAGGAGAAGCAGGAGAGACAGAGGGCACUCGUUGAACAGCAGGAGAUGAGGAGAUUGCAGAAAGAGCAGGCGGAGAGGGAGCGCCUGAGGCAGGAGACUGAGAGGAGACAGAGGGAGGAGGAGGAUGCACUCGAGAAAGUCAUGAAGACUGUUACGGAACAGGGAGCUACUAUCACUGCUACCACGAGAGCUGAGGAGAUUAAAGUAUCGACUGAAACUGACAGUAGCAGUCCUAGUCAGACAUCUGGAUCUGAUAAAGCUGCGGCUGAGAGGGAGAGACAGAGACAGCGGGAGCAGGAGCGUCGGCGUCGAGAAGCUAUGGCAAAUAAGAUUGACAUGAAUAUGCAGAGUGACUUGAUGGCAGCAUUUGAGGAAACGUUAUAAUAUUCCUUACCCCCAAGGACUAGGAAGAACAACCCUCGCAGGCCGCUCAAGGCUCUCCAGCCCCUUGGCCUCCACCAAUCGCUAAAAACAGUCCAAAUAAUUAAUUCCCUGAAGUGUUUAGUGUACAAUUGGACAAUUCUGGGUGACUGCCACCCAGUCGAAAAAUAGAUAAAAAGCUUGGAUAAAAGACAGUGAACAUUAAAUAAUAUUCCCAAGUGGGAUAAUUCAAUUGAACAAUUUAAUAAUCGACAAACAAUCGAUGAAGUGAUGUGUAGUCGACGGACACACGAGUGUGACCCAAUGUAAUUAGUGAAAAAUACUUACAAAAGAAAUGAAAAACGCUACUCUGAUAAUUCAUGAACUAAACAACAGGAAAAAUAACGAAAACAGGUAAAAAAAGGGAUGAGGUGAGAGUAAACCGAAAUAAUUGUGUUAAGUUUAUCGGUUUUGCUAAGUUUGUACUUUAUGUAAAUUUCGAGACGAUAAAAAAAUAACAAAAAAUGCAUUAAAAAAAAAAAAUAUAUAAAAUAUAACGAGAGAUGAGUGAUUUGUGGAUAAGACGAUGAGAGCGUAUGUUUGAAUAACUGGAAGGAAAGAAAAACGAAAAAAAAAACACAUUAAUUAAUAAUAAAUGAGAGAACUUAAAGAGUAAUGAUGAUAACUAUGAAGUUGUGUACAUUUAGUUAAGUUUUAUAUUUUUCCACAAUUCAGUCAUUAAUCGUUGGUAGGAGUUUAGAUGAUUUCCGUUCCUCUGGCGAUGAUUAUUCAGUUAUUGGGAAUUAUUAGUUGUCAUUAUUUGGGUUUGAGUGAUUUUUCUCGGGGGAAAUGGGGUUUUUUUCUCUUUCGUUUGAGGGGUGGGUGUCAUGGGGGGUUCGGGAAGUGUUUUGGUGAGUAGGUAGGACUUGUUGAGUCAAUAAUGUGCAAGGAUACCUAAUUAGAUGAAAUUUUUCAGGGGUGAGUGUCGUAUUUACGAGGAAUUGAGCGAGUGGAACGGUUGUCUCGAUUAUCUCGGAAAUGGGGGGAGAUACAGGAAAAUGUCUUGGGACAUUUUUUCGAGGUCGAGAGAUUCUCGAGAGAUUAUGUUUCUUGACAUUUUCUCGUGGAAGCACUCGUUGUCGAGAUAAUCACGGAUUUGGGGGGGCAAUCUCGUUUUACUCGUCUCGUUUCUUUAAUAAACUCUAUUAAAUAAUUAAAAUUAAUUGGGAACUCGGUGAUUCCCAGGAGGUCGGUGUUUUCGGUAUGAUUAGUCAUCCUUGAACAAAUGCUGUCAAUUAUUACAAGAGUAAUGGGUAAGGAAUUUUUCAAAUCAAACGAUUGAAAAAUCAAUUGAAAAAACACUUCAGUUUAAUUUUUUAUUUACGUAAAAUCGAAUUUUCUCGACUUUUAAAUCUUUUCCUUUCUCUUUGGAUGGAAAAUUCAUGCAAUACAUUGAAUAAUUGAGGAUAUUUCUCGUUUAUAAACUUUGGUAAUGAAAAAGUACAAAAAUCGAUGGGAAUAUUUCUUUUGUAUUUGUAACUAAAAAAUAUAUAAUUAUUGGAUUAUCUUUCGGACAAAAUAGAGGGGAAUGUUCUCGAGGGAUUAAUAUCCAAUCGAGAUGUGAAAUCGGAGUUAAAGUUGUAGUUUAGUGACACUAGAUAAUGAUUAUAAUGAGAAACAGAGUUGAAUAAUGUGAACUGUAAAAUAUUAAAUUAUUUUGAAAAA
Molecule: messenger RNA, 7029 nt
Organism: Fopius arisanus
Lineage: Eukaryota; Metazoa; Arthropoda; Insecta; Hymenoptera; Braconidae
Product: bromodomain-containing protein 4
Exons: 16
Coding region: 871-5328 (1485 amino acids)
Biological process (GO): chromatin remodeling; regulation of DNA-templated transcription
Cellular component (GO): nucleus; chromatin
Source: RefSeq, a predicted model, not a curated record